This is a messenger RNA of Temnothorax curvispinosus, 591 nucleotides long. RefSeq names its product transmembrane protein 203. Gene Ontology annotation, cellular component: endoplasmic reticulum. The record is from RefSeq and is a predicted model, not a curated record. The transcript has a single exon. Bases 28 to 441 code for a protein of 137 amino acids. NCBI's taxonomy places the organism in Eukaryota, Metazoa, Arthropoda, Insecta, Hymenoptera, Formicidae. Gene Ontology annotation, biological process: intracellular calcium ion homeostasis.
UGGUACAAAACUGUAUAAUUUUUUACAAUGAUCUUCUCUUUGAACGAAUUGGUUCACUGGUUAGGUUUAACAAUCUUUGAGAUAUGGAUAAACUUGAUUGCCUUAACGUUCUUCACUGUACUGCUAGCUCUAAAAUUAGAUGAAAAUUACUUUUUGGGGCCGUCAGGAUGGUGGGAAGUUUUUUCGCCUCUCUUUAUAGCCGAUGGCUUGAAUACAUACUUUUGCGCAAUUAUAUUCAUAAGAAUGUACAUGGAAGGAAUGAUCAGGGUGGGGAUCUUGCGUGCGUUAUGGAGUCAAAUAUCAUUACUAUUAGUCUUUGUUUUUAAGUAUCUUCUAUGUAAAAAGCUCUCUGGACAAAGCACAUUGGAGUAUUCAGAAGUUUUGAGUCCUGUAUUCAUCCUCCUGCAACUGAUCGCCGUCAGAGCUUGUCAGUUACAUUGAGAGGAAACAGAAGAACUUCCUGCAUGAGCGGUACUACUUCCAAAGCAUCCGUCAUAUGUGAGAACAUACGUUAUGUACUAUAUGAAUACACUUGUAUAUACUACAUUUUGUCAGAUUCAUUAUUUAGAUUAAAUUAUUUAAAGCAUUUUA